AUGAUAAAUCCACCUCGUGCGAGACUUGUAGACAGGCUUCUCGGCCGUUGUGGCGCAAAAGUUGUGAUGCUGAUUUGUCGCCUGUUUUUUGAUAAUGGCAGUGAUAUCACGCAGCUGAAUAUGAGAAUCAAAUCCUUGGAAAAGGUCUUGGGCGUAUUAGCGCCGGAUAUCGACUUGAGCGUACUGCCUCGUUCCACCAAACAAGCCCAGGCGAUAAUCGACAGUCUCAAGAAACCAGAUUGCCAUCCUCCCGAGGCUUCGACAAGAAGGCUUACUUCCGCUGAUGCGACGAGCGUAUCUCAAUCAAUUCAAACCUAUGAUCCCUUGUCUCAACCGAAUACCAACACCCUGUUGACUCCCAAGGGUCAGGCUGAUACGUCUUCGGGUACAAAAAAUUGCAAACAGGACGAUGUUACCUGCUCAGUAUUUGAACGCUGCACGCAACUUCAUCAUCUUCGUCAUGCUGCCAAUGAUCAACUCUAUCCUCCUGAUGGUUUAGCAGAAUCGCUUAUUGAGCUUUACUUUCAAUGUGUACAUCCUCAUGAAUGCAUACUUCACAAAGGUGAAUUCAUACGGCAUUACAGCCAAGGUCUAGCUCAACAAGACUACUCCUUUCGAGCGCUCUGUUACGCUGUCUUUGCUGCUGCAUCACGCUUUUCGUCCGAUGACCGAGUCACGUCACCAAAGGAAGGAAACAGCGGCGAAAGACAGACCGCUGGGGCGCUCUACGGUGCUGCUAGUGGCUUUUUCAUCACUCCAAUGACCCUACCAUGUACUCUAUUUGAUCUACAAGCCAUGGCCGUGUUAUCGUACUUUCUUAUUGGAUCUUGUAGCCCGAUGACCGCAUGGUUCUCGGUCCAACUGUUCUUGAGGAGAGGUAUGCGAGCUCAUUUGAUCAGAUCUUGUGGAUUUAUAUUGAUGUAUCAAUGA
Molecule: messenger RNA, 930 nt
Organism: Melampsora larici-populina 98AG31
Lineage: Eukaryota; Fungi; Basidiomycota; Pucciniomycetes; Pucciniales; Melampsoraceae
Exons: 2
Coding region: 1-930 (309 amino acids)
Biological process (GO): DNA-templated transcription
Molecular function (GO): zinc ion binding; DNA binding
Source: RefSeq, a predicted model, not a curated record